Messenger RNA from Fusarium mangiferae, 1668 nucleotides. RefSeq lists its product as uncharacterized. The record is from RefSeq and is a predicted model, not a curated record. NCBI's taxonomy places the organism in Eukaryota, Fungi, Ascomycota, Sordariomycetes, Hypocreales, Nectriaceae. Gene Ontology annotation, biological process: amino acid transmembrane transport. Gene Ontology annotation, cellular component: membrane. The transcript has a single exon. Gene Ontology annotation, molecular function: amino acid transmembrane transporter activity. The coding region runs from base 1 to 1668 and encodes 555 amino acids.
AUGUCAACUCACGACACUUCGUCCCAACUUCUCAAAGUCGACAUUAUGCCUUCGGAAAAGAAACUCGGUGAUCCUGUCACAGAUACACGGCGGGACAGCGACGUCGAAAAUAUGGCUGGAACGGUCGUUGAGUCUCACGAGCUCAGGCAAGGUCUGCACCAACGACAUAUCCAGAUGAUUGCACUGGCGGGCACAAUUGGCACUGGCUUGUUCCUAAGCUCUGGUCGAGCCAUUGCCUAUGCUGGUCCACUCGGUGCCUUCCUGGCAUACCUGAUCAUUGGCUUGGCUGUUUCGAGUGUCGUCUGCGGCGUUGGCGAGAUGGGUGCUCUGGCGCCCCUCAGUGGUGGUGUUAUCCGUUACGCCGAGCUCUUCUGCGACCCUGCUCUUGCGUUUGCCAACGGAUGGAAUCAGGUCUACUCAUACAUGGUCUCUAUCCCCGCCGAGAUCGUAGCGGCGGCCGUUAUCAUCGAAUACUGGGUUACCAUCAACAGCGCCAUCUGGAUCACCGUGCUCGGCAUUCCCAUGAUUGUCAGUUCGCUGCUGGCUGUGCGCGUCUACGGCGAGCUCGAGUUCGGCUUCUCCAUAAUCAAGAUCAUGCUCAUUGUUGGCGUCAACAUCAUGGCUCUAGUCAUCACCUGCGGCGGCGGUCCAAAAGGCGAGGCCAUCGGCUUCGAGUACUGGAAAAGCCCAUACGGGCCCAUGGUUCAGUACCUAGGCAUUGCUGGGUCGCUUGGCCGGUUCCUGGGCUUCUGGAAGACACUUAACAAUGCGCUUUACGCCUACUCGGGCAUAGAGAACAUCACACUGGCUGCGGCUGAGACGAGGGACCCUCGUCGGUCUAUCCCCAUGGCUGCCAAACGUAUCUUUAUCCGCAUCGGCCUCUUCUACGUCGUGACCAUCUUCAUGAUCGGCUUGGUCGUCCCGUCCACCGACAAGAAGCUAGUACCAUGGACGGGAGACGCUUCCAUGUCGCCAUUUGUCAUUGCUGCUCAAAACGCAGGUAUCAAGGCUGUGCCGUCCAUCGUCAACGCUGUCGUGCUCACUUCGGCCUGGUCAGCGGGUAACUCCAACAUGCUUGGAGGCUCCAGAAUCCUAUACGGAAUGGCAGCUCAAGGCCAAGCCCCGUCCAUUUUCCUGCGUAUUAACAGAUUCGGUAUCCCCUAUGUCGCUGUUUCCCUCUAUGGUCUCUUCAUGGCCCUGGGAUAUAUGACACUGUCCGACUCGGCUAGCACAGUCUUCACCUGGCUGCAGGAUCUCGUCUCCAUCUCUACGCUGGUCAACUGGAUCACCAUCUGCAUCGUCUAUUUGCGAUUCGUCCAUGCCUGCAACAAGCAAGGAAUCGAUCGUCAAAAGGAGCUCCCUUGGGCCGCUCCUUUCCAGCCCUAUACCACCUACGCCUCUCUUGUCUUGUUUGUUCUGCUUUUCUUCACUGGCGGCUACACGACCUUUUUGCACGGCCAUUGGGAGAUCGAGACGUUCAUUUCAAAUUACUUCAAUUUGCCCUUCACUCUUAUCAUGUACUUCGGCUAUAAGCUUUGGUUCAAGACCAAGAUAAUUCCCUUGGAAGAUGUACAACUUCGUCAUCUGAUCGACUGUUACGAACAUGAGCCACGGGUUGAGCCAAAGCCUCGACGCGGAUUAGCAAGACUGAACUUUCUGUGGUCUUGA